This is a messenger RNA of Triticum dicoccoides, 2653 nucleotides long. RefSeq lists its product as uncharacterized. The coding region runs from base 1984 to 2427 and encodes 147 amino acids. The record is from RefSeq and is a predicted model, not a curated record. The transcript is spliced from 3 exons. NCBI's taxonomy places the organism in Eukaryota, Viridiplantae, Streptophyta, Magnoliopsida, Poales, Poaceae.
CGGCCACCUUCCCCCAGUCGUCACGCCUCCGGCCUCCUUCCCUCCACCAGCGUCGCUCCUCCGCCCACCUCCCUCCACCGCCACCCCUCGGGCCACCUCCCUCCGCCACCAUUCAGCCUCCGGCCACCUCCCUCCGCCACCAUUCAGCCUUCGACCACCUCCCUCCGCCACCACCCACCUCGAGCCACUUCCCUCCUGGCUGCACGCCUCGCGAAGAAGACCCGCCGUUCGCCACCCACUGCUGGCCCAGCUCCUGGAGCCACUACAUCAGCACCCGCAUGUUCAGUUUCGGUUUGAGUUCAACUUCUAUUUUCGGUCCUUUUCUUGCGUAUGUUCCGUUCGACAUCUGGUGGUUCUUCAGACCAACAUAGUGUGCUUUUUCAAUUUAUCUUGCAGGUGAAAAAAAGAGCUCCCCUUUGAGUUCAAAUGGGUUCAAAGAAAAUGCUUUGCUGCAUUAUAGUUAGUGUUUUUUGUGUGUUGUUUGUGUACGCGAGUUACUUUUUGGGCAUCAUUCGAUCUGGACCAUAGUUGCUGCAGGGAUCUAUUUAGCACAUAUAAUUACAAAAACAUAGUUCAAAUAAUAUUCCCCCGAAAGUUCAAUAUUUAGGGUUCUGCGCGUGUCCUUACAUUAGCUAAUCUUCAUCAUGUCGAGAUAAUGCCUAAAGUGAAGAGAUUUUAUUAAUUCAUCUUUUGAAUGCCUUUCAGUUCAUCAACUUCUCGGCUGUCCUGAGUUGUAGCAUUGCUGCUACUAUCAAUGCGUUUGCAAGUUGCAACCAUUAUUGAUGCAUUUGUAUUUCUGAUCACUGAUGGUUUCAUGAGGAUGUGCUCAAAAAUUGCUACUGUAGGUUGCUCUUUGUUGCAUUUGGUACAGUCAAUUAAAAAUCAUUCUUUCUUAUGUUUCUGUGUUGUCAAAUAAAAUCUAAUGUACAUGUGAUGUCCAGUUUCUUCUUUAGGUUCAGUUCAAUAUCUAAAAUACGUUCAGUUUAAUUCUUAUGCGUCGUGACAAAUACAUAUAACAUGCUUUGUUGUGUGGGAUUUGGGGGGUGCCUAGUCUGGCUAAGAAUGCCUUAAUUACUGCUUUCUUUGCUCUGUUCAAGUGACAGAAAAGAUAAGUUCAAGAAUAUAUAUGCAGGAGGUUGGGAGCAAAAAAAACCUCAUAAUUUUUCUCAGUUCAAUGAUUGGAAGCAAAAAACUAUAGCUAGUGGUUUCGAUGUGUCAAAAUAUGAACACUUCUGCUCAAAUUAAGUUUGCAUCAGAGAUAUAGCCAUUUUCUUAGUGAAUUUUCUUUUAGUGAAACUUAUUUGAUUGCUCAAGAGAAGUGUUAUUUAUUAGUGAAUUUUCUUUUAGUGUAGAAGUUCAAUAUGUAUUUAUAUCAACAGUCCGUAUUGAACAAUACAAUCUAUGUGCUAAAACAUAACAGAUCAGUUCAUUGUCAGUACACGCUCUGAAGCUGCUCAGUACAGGUUGGGAAACAUUUUUGGAAUCAUGUAUAUAUAGCGGUUGCUUCCAAAUGAAUUUGUCAUUGCUAGUACAUUUUUGGUAGCAGAUGCUUCCAAGUGAAUUGCUGUUACUACUAUCUACAAUGUUGCUGCCAUGUUUUGUUAUUCUUUGAAUUUACUAUGUAACCACUGCUCAUGGUAACAUCAAACAACAAAUUUUAUAUGCCUGGCAUGUUUGAUCUGAUUUCACUCCAUGACCAUAGUGCAAAAUAAAAAACUACAGUAUCCUUGCUAGCUUACAGCUGUAAUUUUGAUUGCACAACAGUUUAAUUGCAUCACCAUCUCCCGGUGGGGCUCUGCUGCCGGAUCACCCUGGCUGUUCACAGCCACCACUCCAGGCCGUUCAACGCCACCACCCCUAGACAUUCAUUUCCAGCAGCACCCUGGAUCCCACCCCUCACCCUAGUUGUUUCAGUUAUCGAGUGAGUUUCAGUCCAACUUGAGCUCCUUGAGAUGAUCAUAUAAUUAACUUCAAAAUUAUUACAUGGUCCAUGUAUUUUACAGCAAGUCCAUGUGGUACUACAUGGGAAGUUCAAAAAUUACUUCUAGUGAGAGUUCAUUUAAAUCUAUAGGGUCCAGUCCCAUAUAUCUUUUAACCAGGUUCAUGGUGAAGCCCAGGGUGCUCGUCAGUGAUCAGAAGAAGCAGACCAUCAAGAAGGAGCUGUGCGACAUGGUGCAGCGGAGCUUGUUGACGAUGAAGGAUGUGAAGCUUCACCACCAUUCACAAUUCCAGUACGGUCCAGUUCGUCAUGAGGAUCUGGAGCUUCAACCUUUUCAGUUCAUCUUUCAUAUGCUUUUUAGUACAUCUACUUCCUCAUCAUGGAAGAAGGAAAUUAGUCCAACAGACGCAUCUAAAGUGAGAUGUCGUGCACCGCCCACUCGUCCUCAAGCUGCUCGUCGUGUCAUGCCGACUUGCCAUCAACCAUAGUUGUGGCUCAACCCCCAUGGUGCUUCCCCUCUAUUGUUUCCCUCACCAUGCUCUCAUGCGUAUUGGCGGCCUCGACGAGCUGACUAUGGUUGCUGCUCCUGCGUGUUGCAGUACGCCACCAAGCUGGUCACCAUUUAUAUUUUUGUUUUAGGUUCAUUUGUGUUCUUGUUGUCAGGUCGCCUGCAAACUUUUUAUCGUUGUUAGUUCAUGUGUGUUCUUGUUGUUA